GAGCACAUAAAUAGCCUGUAUAUAAAUAUGCUUGGGAAAGCUUUCUUCUCUUCUCCUUCUCCUUCUUCUUUUUUUCCCCCCUCUUUAACCAAACUUAGUUUCUGUUGUAGGCGGUGCAUUCCCUCACAGGGCAGGGCCAGGGGGAGAGGGAAGGGGUGGAGAAGGCAGCUGAUUACUCCCACUAUGCAAGCUUCUCCCCCUAUUUAAUGGAGAUCUCUCACAGGUCAGGUCAGAAGCACCUCCAGGACAGCACGAGCAUGGCAGACUUGGAGCUGGGCUUUGGGGAAACAGCGAGCAUGGAAAUGCUGUCCAAGGAAAGCUGCGGCAGUGGUGGGCCCAAGGCCAGAGCCCGGCUGGGAGCCAGAAACAACGGCAUGCGCUGCCUUCUCACCUGCUGCCUGGUGCUGCUCCCGGUCCUCACAGCACUCACAGCCUACCUGCUGGUCAGCCAGUUCUGGGCCCAAGGCGAGGACUGCGUGCAGCUCCAGCAGACUAUAAAUGAACAGAGAUUCGGACCUUCGUAUCAGCGAGUUUACACACCACUCAGAGAUGACAGAGACAAACCGAGGGCACACCUGACAGUUGUGAGACAAACUCCUACACAGCACCUGAAAAAUCAGUUCCCAGCUCUGCACUGGGAACAUGAACUAGGUUUGGCCUUCACCAAGAACCGGAUGAACUACACCAACAAAUUCCUGGUCAUCCCAGAGACAGGAGACUACUUUGUUUACUCCCAGAUCACAUUCCGCGGGACCACCUCUGAGUGUGGUAUCAGUCCAGGGAGACAACAGAACAAGCCAGACUCCAUCUUCGUGGUCAUUACCAAGGUAACAGACAGCUACCCCGAGCCCUCCCAGCUGCUCACAGGGACCAAGUCAGUGUGUGAGAUAAGCAGCAAUUGGUUCCAGCCUCUGUACCUUGGGGCCAUGUUCUCCUUGCAAGAAGGUGACAAGCUGAUGGUGAAUGUCAGUGAUAUCUCUUUGGUGGAUUACACAAAAGAAGACAAAACCUUCUUUGGAGCCUUUUUGCUAUAAGGGGAAAUCAGAAAUUACUGCAUGAAGGAGCCAUGCCUCCUGGUUUCCAAUUUUCUUCAUUCAUGUAUAAGUUAUAACCAUGGAUUUUCUGGGUCAGCGAUAGAAGAUUUAGCUAUGAAAUUUAUGGUCUUUAAAUUUGCACUGUAUAUGCCUUCCUAAUGAGAAUUCUAAUUGGGGGAAAAAAGCAGAAGAGAAGAGCUAGAGGACUGUGGUUGCUUGGAGGAGUUUUGAGUUUCUGAACAUUGACUAUCAAAUGACUGUAUGGUUUAAUCGGGUCUGGAUUUAAAGAAUAUUCCCACACCUUCGUCUUCCACUCUUGUCACCAAUAGGUCCAGUUAUUGUUCAACUUGAUCAUAAAUUUGCUUCAGUUCAGAACCUUCAGACAACAUGCAAAGAAAAUCCAAGAAAAUAGUAUAAACCUAGAGGCAAAUAUCUUUUAUCAGUAUUUCCAUGUACUUUCAUGCCUAGCCUAAAAAAAAUGAAAAUCACUGAUGUUUUUCAUGAAUCUUCUCCAAAAAGGAGUUGGUUUUCAUGCCACGUAUUGACAAGGAGAAAAGCUGCCUAUCCUUCAGUUAUGCACACAGGUGUCAAAAUAAGUGAGAGUCCCACAUGCAUUAUCAAAAACACAGCAUCAGCACACCUUUCUUGGGUACUUAUUCUGGAUUCUAAUUGUACCUAGAGGACACUUGGAAGAGCAAAGACAGGUUCCAGACAAAGGUUCUAUAAAAACUACGGAUGCUUCCUAGUUCAACAUCAGUCAACUUAUGCCAAAGAAUAACUUAUAAGUCUGAAAACUGUUAUCACCUGAAACUGUUAUUUCUGGCACUGUCCUGGGAAAACUGUUCAGUGGGUCACUCAGAAAACUUGAUCAAAAAUUUCUAGUGAAGUAGAACAACUGUCAACAAGCCACAAAUAUAUUCUUUGGGAAAGAAAAAGAUAUAAAACAUCUAAUCUGGAGAAGUUUCCAUAGUCUGCUUUGAGGUUUGAUUUGCACCUUUAUAUGCUGAGUGUUAUGCAGGUACAUUUCCCUUAAAAUAGUCAAAAGGAUAUGAAUGUGAAAUUCGCUUAUCAAACCAGCCAAUUCUUGUUAUGCGAAGAGAGGCUGGAUAUUCUGUGCUGUAGUGGGCUCACGUCUUCUAGCCAGAGAGAUUUUCCUGCACUGCUGUAUCAAGGGCAGGAGGGCUGGUUCUGCUCUCCUUACCCUGUGUUGACCUAUUUGUAAAGGUCAAGAAUCCAACCAUUUGUUUCCCAAGGCCAAAUGAGUUCAUUGGAAUGAAACAGGUUAACUCUCUGCAUUCUGUGUAGUCAGAACAGUUCCGUGUAACCUAGCCAGGUACCUCCAGCCCUUGGGCUCUAUCAUAAAUACUCUAGCAUGGGAGACCUUACAGGUAGAUCCAAGGGCAAACUUGGCCCUGAAAUCACACUUCCUCUGGUUGCCAGAAAACUACAAAAACAGAGAGACAUGUGAUGUGACUCCUGAACAGAGUGACUGGUUGAGGAGCAGGCCUUGAUCAAUACUUGUUGACUCUCAAUUAAUACAAAUUAAUUUUGAGUUCCUUCGUUGAACGGGUGAAGCUCAGUGUAUUUUCUAACCUCUGCUAGAGUCAGGCCUCCUCCUUGCCUUCAGUUUCCCAAAACAGCACAGCAUUGACUGAGCGCCCAAGAGAAGGUGCGGUUACCUCCCCUGGCUGUCCCAGAGUCUUCAGAAAGGAAGUGAAGCCUGAAAGAAGGUGAAGCCCCAAGAUGACCAGAGAGAGAGAAUAUCUCAAAGGAGGAAUUACCCAUUGUUUAAAGCAGAAAGGAGAAGCUUCUCAUUAACUCCAAAACUACCUAGACAGGAAAAUGCUUCCUCAACCCACCCUGAGCAAAAUAUUUACUGGUAGAUUCAGAAUGCUUCAUCAUUCUCUAGACUGCUCCAAGAUCAGAAUUAACAUUCCAUUAAGAAAGUUCGAAUGGCCUGACUCCAUUUGUCUCCUGGGUGCAUGAGAACAUCAAGCAACUCAGAAUUUCAUAAAAGAAAUUCCACCAAAGAGGCCACAAUAACUGUUCGCCAUCUCCACUGAAAGGAAGUUAUUCCAAUGGCUUUCAAACCUGCCCACAUGGGAUCUAGGGGAUUUGGAACACAGAACGCGCAAGUUUUCCUAUAUCCUAAGCCACUUAAGGCUUUGGGAAAAUCCUUCUGGCAUCUUUAUUUGUUGAAAAAUGUAGCUCAAGUUUUUACUGUUGGUUUUUUAAAAUUUUAAGUGAGAUGUCUUACUCUAUGGAGAAAGCUCCAACCAAAUAUUCCUAAAAGGACGCAAGUCAGAGCUCCGAGGCAGUUAUUUCCAUAGUAAUCAUUAAUGCACUGUUUUUAAAAGGUGGAAAAAUGCAUUUUAAGAACAUGUGAUGACUUGCUAAAAGGGGCUAAUGAAAUGUAUUCAAGAAUUUGGGAAAGAGCUUAGAAAAUAGCUCACUUAGAGGGAGGAAUGCUUUGCUGGUUAAAUGUCUCUCAAAAAGCUAACCUCAAAUCAAUUCCAAAAACAUUCACUGACUACUUACUUAAUCGCCCUGUAAAUUAUUUUUAACACAGAAGUAAAUUAUUUCAGUACAGGCAUAUUACUCUAACAUCUCCAUUAUCUGCAGAGUUUGUAAUUUAUUAUGUUUAUAUUAGUUGAUCUAUUAGCUAACUUUAGGCACAGGGAUAUUCUAUUAUUGUGAAAAUGAGUGUCACUUGAUGGGAGUGUUAUUAACAAAGUGAUGUGUAUUUACUCUAAUUUUUUUUUUAAAUAGCUACUUACGAACAGUUUUUCCUAAGUAUAGAAAGGAAAGAAAAAAGACACAAUCAUAUGGUGGAACCCACCCUUUAAAACUACAUGAAAGGCUGUCGCUAGUCUCAAGUCUGGUAUUCAACACUUUUGAAAACACUAGAACUUUUAGAGUGACCAAGAUGCCUUGAAAAGUUUGUGCUCCUCACCAGCACAAAAAAUUGUCAAAAUUCUUGGGUCACUGGCAUUUUGACCUUAACAGGGUUUAAAUCUGUGUGGGAAAGCAGAAUUGAUAGGUUACUAAAAUUUCUAAUUUUUCUAUUAAAGUAUAACAGGAAAGAAAAGUGUAUAUUUUCAUUUCCUGAAACAUCUCAGGUUCAGUUCAGUAACAGGGCAUUCCAGAAUCCUUGGCUUCAUUUCAGUCACUCAGGAGGAAAUUCCAACUCUGUGCUUCUCAAUAAUCCCUCAGAAUGAUAUUCAGCUAGCUCACUAUGCACAAGGGGUGGCUGCUGCCAACAUUCUCUUGCAAGGUAUUUUCCUCAAGUGCUUACUCAACCCUCUUUCCAUGAUUGUGACAUUGAGGAUUAAUUUUUAGGAUGGGCCUGUUUACAUUCCGUGUUUUGCAAAACAUAUACAGAUGUCUUUUUGCCUCCAGAUUUCCUGCACUUUUAGAGCCACGGUGCUGGAAUUGCUUUUUAUUUUCAGCAGAAUUUUCUUUAAAUGCACAUUAUUAUUCUGGAUAUUAAUGCCAUUAUAUCAUAUUGGACAUUAACCCUUUGAAAAAUUCAGUGAACCAUUAACUCUAGGAACAGUUUGCACCAGUGGUAAGAUUGGAAGUCAGUACAACCACAUUCAUGCCUGGCCCCACUAAAAUCCCCAUUUUACAGCUCCCCAAGCUCUAAGAUUCACUUGCUCCUGCCUCUUCCAUCAUCUUUCUUUCAAGAAGAAAAUGCUACUUGAGUUUGAAUAGAAGCUACUUGUCCCCAACCAUACAGUAAGUUAAUGGCAGAUCUAGAGCUGGAAUUCUGUCUUCCUGAUUCGUAAUUUCAGACUAGUUAAAUUCCUGUCUACUCUUGGCAAAUACUAUCCAGUGUAAUGACUGAAGGGAAAAACCGAAGAAAAGCAGAAAUAUCCUCCAUGGGUCAAUAGAGAAGCAGGGAAUGGAUGUUGCCCAUGUGUCCCCAGAGGAAAGAGCUGGGAAUGAAAAGAGUUGGUUCUAGAACAAGCCUCCUGGCCUCAUGUUUUUUCCACCAAGUAGAAGCUUUUCAGGUAGUGAUUUCUCCCACUCAAGAUAUUCAAUCCAAGAGUUUUGCAGAAUCCAUUCUUCAUUUAGGCUGCAGACCUGAUUGAGUCAAAGGUUUCUGAGGAUUUUGCUUUCCUAAUCUAACGCUGUGUAACAUCUUUUGAGUGACUUGGGUGCAUUCUAUUUGAUCAUGAAGAGCCUUGUCAAGAGUUCAGAGGUUCCGAGUCCAUAAGUAGCUGUCAUUUCUCACUCUCUCAAUGAGUGUCCAACACAAAUGGUCCCUGAGAUCUUGAAUGAUAGAGAAAUGUCAUGAAAUUCAAGGGCUGACAUCACUUACGGAGUUUAUCUAGUCCAGAUUGUAUCAUUUCAAAGAUAAAGAAAUUUGGGCUUAGAAAGAAGACAUAAGUGGCCUGAGGCCAGACAGUAGCUAGCUGGAGCGCCGAGAUUAGAAUUCCUAUCCCCUGACACCAAGCCCAGUAAUCUCUCGACCUCAUGCAUGAAUCAUUUGAUUUUGAACAUUUGUCACCUCAUCUAGAAGUUGCAGGGCUGAGAGGGAUACGGACAGGCAAGUGCUGCUGUCAUGACCUAUGCAUGCAAGAGAAAGGAGAUAUAUACUGUUGAGUAACUAAAGUAGCUGAGUUUAAAUGAUUUUAUUUUUAAAGUCAUUAAGAUUUGUAUUUUCCCCUCUUUGUUUCAGGGGUGUAUAGAUUGAACAAAUGAAAGUAUUUAUGUGAUUUUAGUGAUAAGCCCCAUGUGCUUUUAUUAACUUUGUUUUAUGUUAAAACGCCACAACCGCAAGGUAAAAUGCAUAUUGUAUGUUGUCGGAUAUGUAAUUAACUGGUACGUGUUCCAUGCCUUUGGACACUGCCAUAUGAAUUCCAAAGGUUUUAUAUGUUAAUGUAUUUCAUAGAUAUAACUUAAUAAACUGGCAUUGAAAGCUGA
This is a messenger RNA of Cavia porcellus (domestic guinea pig), 5963 nucleotides long. It is a transcript of the gene Tnfsf15, whose product is annotated as TNF superfamily member 15. The record is from RefSeq and is a predicted model, not a curated record. Gene Ontology annotation, cellular component: membrane. The transcript is spliced from 4 exons. Lineage: Eukaryota; Metazoa; Chordata; Mammalia; Rodentia; Caviidae. Gene Ontology annotation, biological process: immune response. Bases 207 to 1034 code for a protein of 275 amino acids. Gene Ontology annotation, molecular function: tumor necrosis factor receptor binding.